GUAAGUUGUUGGAUGCAGACUGCGUCCACUCAACGCAUCAACAGAUUCGAAACGUCCAUGACCGGAUCCUUUCCUCUCCGAGUCCACCCCGUGCCUUUACGAUUGUUGGAUUGAUUCACUCAACGCUCUCUGCCUCCUUUCAUCUUUGGAUCAUUUGGGACAGAAAGACAAACAUCUUCCAUGGGCAUGAUGGACCACUGAUUAUAUCUCAUCUCAUCGCAUCGCACACAAACUAUUCCAUUUUUGGGCUUCCCGCGAUAUUCACUUAACGCCCUGAAGCGGUGCACGACGCCCUUCAUCAUGCACUUCACGUUCUUCGCGUUCAUACUGGCUGUCCUCGGUAUCGCUGUAAACGCACAGCAUACGACCUCGACCGUCUCAGCGACAAAGACUGCUUCUUCCUCGUCUGCGUCAACUCGCGAUCAAAUUGUGACGACCACAAUCACCUCGGUGACCCCCUCCGCAUCAGCACGUAAUGCCAGUACGAACGUUUUCACUUUGACUCUGACUAUUCCUAUGCCUGAGACGAAUCACACACUUCUGAAUGGUACCAUGGCAAACGGAACAACCUCCGGCAAUAGCACAGUUUGGCACGAGGGCGACGAUUGGAUCCCCUUCCAUAUAGUCAUCGAUCCCGCCUACGGUAUUCUUGGGGCUCUACUGAUCAUCAGCGGAGUUCCAGUUGCCAUCUUGGGUGGGAAGAACAGAUGGUCUUCUCUGGCCAUCUGCUCGGGGUAUGCGCUCAUGCUUUUCACACUCGUGAUGAUCUUGCGGUUCGGCGUUCAACCCGAUCUGCAACCUCCUUCUCCUUCACCACCUACGACGACCAUGCGAGGUCUCUUCCUUCUCGCUGGUGUCAUUGCUUCGUGCAUCGGUGCAGGUCUCGGCGUUUUCCUCUACAAAUUCGCAAGAUACGGGAUCUCAGCCGCUGGAGGGUUUACGUUCGCCUGGUAUCUUCUCGCGACGAAGUCCGGAGGACUCGUUCACGGAGUUCUCGAUCGAUGGUGUCUUCUCGGCGGCAUCACCGUAGCGUGCUUCAUCGCUAGUCUGCCGUCCAAGCUCACCGAUAUUAUGAUGCUUGUCAGCACCGCUUGGAUAGGAGCUACCACUGUUACUCUUGGGAUCGACUGUUACAGUCGAGCCGGUUUGAAAGAGUUCUACAUAUACAACCUCGGCUUCGGGAGCUUGUUCCCUAAACUGGGCGGGGCCAAAUACCCCCUGACCCAGACGAUGCAGAUUGAACUGGGCAUCCUUGCCGCUAUCGUCCUCGUUGGCGCCGCCAUCCAGACCCGCGUUUUGAACAUCCUUCAAAAGCGGAUGCGCAAGAUCAAGGAGGAGGAAGAAGCCCAGAUCGAGGCUGAAGAGAUCUCCAGAGCCGCAGAGAGGUUCAAGAACGUCGAUGCGGAGCUCGAAGAAUGGGAGGAGAAGCACGGGAAGAACAGUAGCAAGUCAACUGGGGAGAGCACGAUUGCAUUGCCGGAACUCGAGAAAGGUGACCUUGAUGACACUCCACUUGGGCUCUUACCAGCCUCGCAUCACAACAGUGGACCGAGCACCGCUUGGAAUUCGGUCGAAGAGUUUGUUUCUGCACCGGAGGAGGAUCUGCAAAACAAGUUGAAGCUCCUGGAAGACGUGAAAAAAGCAAGAGAAAGCAUUCGGGGUUCUCUCGACAAUCUAAAUCGAGCAUCCAGUCGAAUUUCCAUGGACGCCACGCGGUCAAGGCGGGUCUCUACAGCUUCUACUCAGGUUCUGGGUGAGCCUUCGAUGCCUGGUAUGACGCGGCAUGGAUCUAGUGCAUCGCUUCUCGACAGGCCCAGACCUGGCUCACAAUGUGCCGAAGAUGAAGUUGCAACCUCUCACCUGAUGGCUCGUAACAGGUCCAGCGGAUCCGUGCUCGACCGUCCGCGACCCGGUUCACAGAUGACGAUGGAUUUCGACCCCUCAAGCAUUCCUCGCAUUCAAUCCAGCUCGUCGCUUCUGGAGAGAUCCGCUUGUCCUAAGACUUUAGCCAUUGCUGAAAAGCCGAUCCAACCGCGAACCACGGCUUCUCAGCCCAGUCGACCUGUAUCCGUUGCGCAGAGCAUUCCAAUGACAUCACCAUCAGCCUCGAGCACAUCGCACCAGACUGAUUGGGAACGGUACAAAUCGACUCGUUCCAUACAGACGGUUGGAGACCAUCGUACUUCCAUAUCCGCAGACUAUGGCAAGCUGUCUCGUCCGCCGUCAAACAUUGCGGCGUCCAAAGCCGAGUUCGACCGGAUGGCAAUGCCACCUCCAUCAGCGCCUCUCCGCCGAUCCGCCAGCGCACAGCCUCAAGGCGACCGAGAGAUGCUCAAUACUGAUUGGGCCCCCGGUCAGAUCACUGGUUCGGCAACUCUCCCAUCAAGGCCCUCAGCGAUGACGAUGCCUCGAACAAUGACUUAUGAGCAGCUUAGCGAGCGACACCGCAAACGGAUCUCCGAGCUGCAAAAUCCCGUCACUUCGGCCAUGACUCAAGAGGUCCAAGCUGCUGAGGCGAGGUCUCGAUGGGAGAAACAUCAAAAGGCUGAGAGGGAGGAGAUGAAGAGGCGGGAGGCGGAGAAGCGUGAAAGUCUCCGCGAUCCUCGACGAGAGUCCCGGGAAGCCCUGAAAAACACUGCUCAAUGGCGAGACAGCGUACAGUCUGGUCUUGACCAACGAGGGCUGCCGGUUCAGCAGCAGCGACCAGAUCGCAAGCGGACCAACUCAUCGUACAGCAUUGUGAAUUGAUGGGAUUGAGGCGGCAUACAUACCACUAUAAUAGACUCACGACGAUUAUGAUUGCAUGCAGCAUGUCCGUAUGACAGAUGAACAGA
Kockovaella imperatae is the source of this 2834-nucleotide messenger RNA. RefSeq lists its product as hypothetical. Lineage: Eukaryota; Fungi; Basidiomycota; Tremellomycetes; Tremellales; Cuniculitremaceae. The transcript is spliced from 4 exons. The coding region runs from base 301 to 2748 and encodes 815 amino acids. The record is from RefSeq and is a predicted model, not a curated record.